This is a messenger RNA of Gongylonema pulchrum, 228 nucleotides long. Lineage: Eukaryota; Metazoa; Nematoda; Chromadorea; Rhabditida; Gongylonematidae. The record is from the annotation of a GenBank genome assembly.
AUGCAUAAAUGCUGGACUGGAAUUGUGGAUCAGAGGCCGGAUGCGACACUGGCACGCAAAAUCACCGAUGCAACGCUCAAAAUAUCUGGAAGUUUGGUUGAUCAAAUGAUCAAAAAUCUUGAACAAUACACAACCAAUUUGGAGAAGCUUGUAAAGGAACGUACAAGUCAAUUGGAAGAAGCGCAGGAGCAUGCUGAACGACUGCUUCUUGAACUGCUACCUAAGUAA